Helicoverpa armigera (cotton bollworm) is the source of this 2979-nucleotide messenger RNA. RefSeq names its product sodium-independent sulfate anion transporter. Gene Ontology annotation, molecular function: sulfate transmembrane transporter activity. The record is from RefSeq and is a predicted model, not a curated record. Gene Ontology annotation, cellular component: plasma membrane. Gene Ontology annotation, biological process: transmembrane transport. The transcript has 10 exons. Lineage: Eukaryota; Metazoa; Arthropoda; Insecta; Lepidoptera; Noctuidae. Bases 755 to 2551 code for a protein of 598 amino acids.
GCAUUCUAUAGGUGAGUACGAGAUCCUAUACAAAAUCUACAUAGCUGUAGUUAGGCGCGCGCAUACUUUUUACGUAAUAUAGGUAGGUCCACAUUAUUAUGGCCAGUUAUGAAUAAGUUGCAUGAUAUUAUAAGGUUAGAGUUUACUGCCACUUAUGUGGCUUGCGGCCAUGGAAACCGACAUAGGUACUUACAAAUGCUGUCAUAUAAAGAUCGUUCAUGGGAUCUGACGGAACGCAGCAAUCGCUAUGGCAAGUGGCGGCGGCUGCAGGCACAGGCGCUGUCAGCGCCGCGGCGACCACUGACUGCUCCUUAUCGAACGCGGCGGCACGUGCGGCGCGCCGUGACGCCGGCCGCUGCAGCGCCGCCGUUAACUAGCUACGUAUUUUAUUCUUACUUUAACCCAUGGUAAAUGUAAUAAGUGCUCGAAAUUAGCUUAUAGGAAUAUUGCACUUUUUUCUCAUUGCAAUCAGUAAACUUUGACUAAUAUUGUUCAGCUAGAUUCACUGAAGAGUAGUGCUUCCUGUAUUAUGGCAUGAACACGAACUAGCGUACUGCAUCUGGUCGUGGGGCAAUGCUGCAGCGAGGCAGCGGAGGGCGCCGUCAGUCCGCGCUGUUGACUCUACGCAUCGGCUGAUACUGCUACCGAGAUAAUGAAUCAAAUUAUAACGUGUGGCGCUAUGUGUGCGCGGGCACAGUGACAGUCGCUCGGUCGGCGCAGGCGGACCGGCGCGACGCGUACUGAGCGAGUGGACAUGGAGCGCGCGCGCGCGGUGCUGGCGCGCCGGCUGCCGCUGCUGCGCUGGCUGCCGCAGUACUCGCGCGUGGCGGCGCUGGCGGACCUGGUGGCGGGCGUCACGCUGGGCCUCACGCUGGUGCCGCAGAGCAUCGCCUACGCCGCGCUCGCGGACCUGCCCGUGCACUACGGCCUCUACUCCUCCUUCCUCGGCACGAUGCUGUACGUGGCGCUGGGCACGGUGAAGGAGGUGUCCAUCGGGCCCACCAGCCUGAUGGCGCUGCUGACGCUGCAGGCGUGCCGCGGCCUGCCCAUCGAGUUCGUGCUGCUGCUCACCUUCCUGUCGGGCUGCGUCGUGCUGCUCAUGGGACUGCUUCGUCUAGGUUUCCUGGUGGAACUGAUCUCGCCGUCGGUGACGAGCGGGUUCACGUCGGCGACGGCGCUGAUCAUCGUGGCGGCGCAGCUGAAGGGGCUGCUGGGGCUGAGCUUCACGGCCGAGUCGGUGGCGGACAACGUGCGCCUCAUCGUGACGCAGUGGCCGCUCGUGCGCCGCGCCGACUGCGCGCUCGCCGCCGCCUGCUGCACCGCGCUGCUGCUGCUGCGGAAAGUGAAGGACGUUCGCGUACGCAGCAAGCGCAUGGGGCGCGUGCUGUGGCUGCUGUCGAUCAGCCGCAACGCGCUGGUGGUGCUGGCGGCGUCGGUGCUAGCGUACGUGACGCACGGCCCGGACCGGCCGCUGUUCAAGUUGUCGGGUCGCGUGGAGCCGGGGCUGCCGCCGCUGUCGGCGCCGCCCUUCAGCGCCACGGUGGGCAACACCACGAUGAAUUUCGUGGACAUGGUGCAACAGCUGGGUUCCGCCGUCAUUAUGAUGCCUAUCGUCAUGGUGCUCGCAAACAUCGCUAUCGCUAAGGCUUUCUCGGAAGGCGGACGCGUGGACGCCACGCAGGAGAUGGUGACGCUGGGGCUGUGCAACAUGGCGGGCUCGCUGGUGCACGCCAUGCCCACGUGCGGCGCCUUCACGCGCUCCGCCGUGUCGCACUCCAGCGGCGUCCGCACGCCGGCCGCCGGCCUCUACUCCGGUAUCAUCACGCUGUUGGCGCUGAUCUUCCUCACCAAGUACUUCUACUUCAUUCCAAAAGCGUGCCUGUCGUCCGUGCUCAUCUGCGCAGUCAUAUUUAUGGUGGACGUGCGCACGGUGCGGCGGCUGUGGGCCGGCGACCGCGCGGAGCUGGGCGUGCUGGCGCUGACGUUCGGCGUGAGCCUCGCGCGCUCCGUGGAGCUGGCCGUGCUGGCGGGCGCGCUGGCCUCGCUGGCCGCGCUGCUGCGCCGCCUCAUGCGCCCGCGCGUGCACACCUACCAUGUCAAGUUCUAUGAGAAAAAAAUGUAUGAAGCUGGCAUCUGGUUUGUGGGGUCGUGUCAGACGGAGCUGGGCGCGGGGCUGCGCGUGCGGCCGGCGCAGGGCGCGUCCUACGUGUGCGCGGAGCUGCUGGCGCGGCGCGUGCUGGCCGCCGCCGCCGCCGCCGCGCCGCGCCCGCUGCUGCUCGACUGCGCCUGCCUCGCGCUGCUCGACUACGCCGCCGUCAAGAUGCUAGAACGUUUGAUAACGAAGUUUAAAGCGAACGAGCAGCUGCUGAUCAUAUACAACGUGCCCGAGGAGCUGGUGCACAAGUACGAGCAGCUGGCGGGCGUGGACGCGCGGGCACUGCGCGCCAGCAGCGCCGCCGACGCGCUCGCCGCCGUGGCGCCGCCGCCCGCCGCGCUGGCGCCGCCGCCCGCCGCCGACGCCGAGAGCGCCGCGCUGCUGCAGCCCGUCUGACCCGCACUCUGCUCCUCCGUGCUCUGUAACCUUCUGCAGCCUCACUACAACAUUACAUUCCGCUCACAUUUGUCGACUGACACCUGUAGCUGACGAGCAACUGCGAAUUUCCACGUUUAAAGGUAUGUUUUGAAUCCUAACUGCCGACCCCAUGCAUGAGAUCGGUCGAUAUCUGAGGGCGACUGAACGUGCUGCUGCCGCUUCGAUCCAAAAUUAAACAUAAAUUAUAGAAACCAGUAGUGCAGCUGCGGCCGAUCUACGCGGCUUGUAGGGUCGCCAGUUGCAGUCGCCAGCCAGCAUUCUAUGUACCUUAACAAAGCUAGUCGCAAUUGUAAAGUUAUUUUAAGUGUAAAUUUAAUUUAAAUUAAUGUUUUAAUUAUUAUACGAAGUUAUUAUGAAAUAAAAACCUAAAUUAUGAAUUGUUUUAA